CUAUCACCAAUUCUCCCUCCUAUUCUGUGCAUUCCCUUUUGCUCCCACUCUCCUUGAUUGCGCGCCGGUUUUCUGUUUUCAUUUCCCACGCCAGUAUAUACACUUGGUGUCUCUCCCUUCGGUUCUCUCUGCGUCCCGACCGCCAUCUUACAUUUCAGUCCGACCCUUCCGACGCCACCUCUUCACGGCUACAAUAGCCUUUCCACCAUCCGAGUCUCGAAGUGCAUAUACCUACGUCUAGCCUCCCAGGAAGCGUACAUUGUGCAGCAUAUAGAUUACUCGACCACCACCUUCUGCAUACCAGAUCUACCUGCCCGCAGCCACCCACGUAGCCUUGCGUGCAGCAACCGGAACUCGCGACCGAAAUCCCCUCUCACGGAACCUCGAGCCCAACGUGAAUCUGGUCUCCCAGAAGCACGGUCUCGAACAUUUCUCUCCCAUCAUGCCUGCCCGAACCCUCCCGACCAUUCCCCUCGCCGAUAUCGAGGCGCAUAACACCGACAAGUCCUGUUAUGUUACGAUCGGUACUAAGGUGUACGAUGUCACUUCUUUCCUGUCCGAUCAUCCAGGUGGCGCGGAUCUAGUCCUCGAGUACGGUGGAAAAGAUGUCAAGGCCAUCAUGGAGGAUGAGGUGUCCCACACGCACUCCGAGGCUGCGUACGAGAUUCUUGACGAGAGUUUGAUUGGCUUCGUAGCAACGGAGGCUGUCGUGAAUGGUGCCACGAAGAGCGGGAAACCUGCGGAGAUUGUGCCCCUCCCGCCUUCUGCGGAAGGUGUAGAGGAGCUCAAGAACAUCAAGCAGAAUGGCAAGCCCGUGUACGAAGCCACGGGCAUGUCUUCGGAGGAAGAUCUCAGCCGUGAGACCGACUUGGAUGCAGACUACAAGACGCACAAGUUCCUUGACUUGAACAAGCCGCUCAUCAUGCAGGUUUGGAAUGGAGGAUUCUCCAAGAAGUUCUACCUAGAGCAGGUCCAUCGACCCAGGCACUACCGCGGUGGUGACUCUGCCCCCCUAUUUGGAAAUUUCUUGGAGCCGCUGACCAAGACGCCUUGGUGGGUUGUGCCUACCAUCUGGGUGCCUCCCGUCGCCUAUGGUACUUAUCUAGGUGUCACUGGGUUGGGAGGAGGUGUCACGGCUGCAUACUGGGCCCUUGGGUUGGGCAUUUGGACACUUGUGGAGUACAUUCUUCAUAGGUGCUUGUUCCAUCUUGACGAGCAUCUUCCUGAUAACAGAGUCGGACUUACUCUUCACUUCCUCCUCCACGGCAUUCAUCAUUAUCUUCCUAUGGACAAGUACAGAUUGGUCAUGCCUCCAACCCUGUUUGUUGCUCUUGCUGCACCAUUCUGGAAGUUGGCUCACUGUGUCUUCUUCUACAACUGGUAUGCCGCCGUUUCGGUCUACAGUGGUGGCAUUUUCGGCUACAUCUGCUACGACUUGACCCACUACUUCUUGCACCACCGCAACCUCCCUCCCUGGUACCGCGAGCUGAAGAAGUACCAUCUCAAGCAUCACUUUGCGGAUUACCAGAAUGGUUUCGGCGUUACCAGCCGCUUCUGGGAUUGGGUCUUCAACACUGAGCUGGAGAUGACUCAGCCCAAGGUGAUCAAGUCAACAUAGUCGACUGCCACUUUGAAUGUUCAUAUGUAUACCUUAAUAAGCAUUGCGGGCGUUCUUAUGGAGUAGAUGACGACGGUGUAGAGAU
This is a messenger RNA of Aaosphaeria arxii CBS 175.79, 1703 nucleotides long. Its product is annotated as Inositolphosphorylceramide-B hydroxylase. The record is from RefSeq and is a predicted model, not a curated record. Lineage: Eukaryota; Fungi; Ascomycota; Dothideomycetes; Pleosporales. Gene Ontology annotation, molecular function: fatty acid 2-hydroxylase activity; iron ion binding; heme binding. Gene Ontology annotation, cellular component: membrane; endoplasmic reticulum. The transcript has 3 exons. The coding region runs from base 443 to 1618 and encodes 391 amino acids. Gene Ontology annotation, biological process: lipid biosynthetic process; fatty acid metabolic process.